AUGGUUAGCGCGCUGUUCAUUUAUUCUCUAAGAGGGGAAUUACUCAUAUCCAAACAUGUCAACAACAUUGUGCAAAAAUCUAUGUCCGAAAUCUUCAGAAUUCAAGUCAUCAACAACCUUGACGUCAGAUCACCGGUAUUGACGCUCGGAUCGACCACCUUUCAUCAUAUUAAGUCGGUUGGGAACCUGUGGAUUGUGGCCGUGAGUCGAUCAAACUCCGAUAGUGCAGCGAUCUGGGAAUUUCUAUACAAGCUCAAUGCACUUCUAAAAGCGUAUGGAUUGGACUCCGAAAAGGAGAUGAAAGAAGAGUUUAUGACCUGUUACGAGCUUUUAGACGUGAUUCUUGAAGAGGGAGUACCCGUGGAUACAGAAUUGAGCAAUGUCGCCGCACGAAUGUCUGUGAAACCCAAAAUCGGUAUUGAAAGUUUUAAUAGCUUCGCAGAAAGCAUCGGAUACAGUACAGAUCGUAUCAUACCGCGGUCACGACUAUUGACGAGAAGAACAAGUAGCUUGGCCUCUCAUGAUUCUCUUCAUGAACAACAUUCUAACGUCCCCUGGAGAAUGAUUGGCAUCAAAUAUAAGAAAAAUGAGGUUUUCUUGAAUGUUAACGAGCGCAUCAGCAUUUUGGUGUCAAAAGACGGUUCCAUACUUAGGUCUUAUGUCGACGGUACUGUUGAGGCAACUACACAUCUGAGCGGUAUGCCUAUAUGUCGAUUUGGACUUAAUGAUGCUCUGUCUGUGACCACACCUUUUGAUGACGGACCAGUCGACAACAUGAAUAAGAAAGCCAUCCCCAAGGCUGCUGCUGGGAGUGUCAUGCUAGAAGACUGUAAAUUUCAUCAGUGUGUUCAAUUAGACAAGUUUCAAAAUGAUCGCACCAUAAAUUUCAUACCCCCGGAUGGGAACUUUGUACUCAUGAAGUACCACGUUCGUGAAAACCUAAAUCUACCCUUUAAAAUCACACCCACUGUGACAGUAUCAAGGUCGAGUUCGGUCGAUUACCGCAUCACCAUCAAGUCCUUAUUCCCAAGUAAGUUGACUGCAAAAGAUGUGCAACUACGCAUACCGGUCCCGCCCGAGACAGUAAAUUGCCAACUAUCUACAUCAAACGGUAAAUGCAAAUUCGUGGCAGAAGAAAGCGCAAUAAUCUGGAAGUUCAGUAAAUAUCAAGGUCUUACUGAGAAUAGUCUCUCAGCCACGGCAUUUCCGGUUGAAGAUUUUCAGCUAAAUAUUGACCAAUGGCCAAGGCCACCAAUGUCAUUGACAUUCGAGAUUAUGAUGUUCAGUAACUCUGGAUUGGUCGUACGCUUUUUUGACAUUUUGGAUAAAGACAAAAAUUACAGUUUGGUCAAGUGGAUUAAGUAUAUCUCGAAGUCAGGAGCAUAUGAGUUAAGGUACUAG
Messenger RNA from Lachancea nothofagi CBS 11611, 1401 nucleotides. NCBI's taxonomy places the organism in Eukaryota, Fungi, Ascomycota, Saccharomycetes, Saccharomycetales, Saccharomycetaceae. The record is from the annotation of a GenBank genome assembly.